AUGGGAUGGUGAUCCUCAUUCGUGUCUUGCAAGUCUCCAGAGCCUCCACAUGAUGCAUAAUCCUUUGGUCUUCUUUCAUCCAGGAAUUGCUGCUGUCACCUCCUCUGGGAAGUCUUCCCUGGCCAUUCUCUGGAUGUCUGGCAAAGUGACCACUGGCAGCGACAUCGGGCAGGCCUGCCGGGCCAUGGAGCAGCUGCGGAUGGAAGCAGGCAUUGAUCGCGUGAAGAUGUCCAAGGCCACCACUGACCUGCUGCAGUUCUGCAUGGAGCAGGCCAAGAGCGACCCCUUCCUCGUGGGCAUCCCGGCUGCCACCAACCCCUUCAAGAAGAAGCCCUGUGCCAUCCUAUGACCCCAUCCUGACCACCCAGGGGGCCUCAAUAAACAUGAAGUGAAUGCUC
Vicugna pacos (alpaca) is the source of this 398-nucleotide messenger RNA. It is a transcript of the gene GNG14, whose product is annotated as G protein subunit gamma 14. Gene Ontology annotation, molecular function: G-protein beta-subunit binding. The record is from RefSeq and is a predicted model, not a curated record. Gene Ontology annotation, biological process: G protein-coupled receptor signaling pathway. NCBI's taxonomy places the organism in Eukaryota, Metazoa, Chordata, Mammalia, Artiodactyla, Camelidae. Gene Ontology annotation, cellular component: heterotrimeric G-protein complex.